Penicillium macrosclerotiorum is the source of this 1506-nucleotide messenger RNA. RefSeq lists its product as uncharacterized. The coding region runs from base 1 to 1506 and encodes 501 amino acids. Gene Ontology annotation, cellular component: membrane. Gene Ontology annotation, molecular function: transmembrane transporter activity. The record is from RefSeq and is a predicted model, not a curated record. Gene Ontology annotation, biological process: transmembrane transport. The transcript has a single exon. Lineage: Eukaryota; Fungi; Ascomycota; Eurotiomycetes; Eurotiales; Aspergillaceae.
AUGCAAUCUUCUCAGGGGAAGCAGGUGAUCGAGGCUUCACCUUCCUCGAACUUCUCGUCCGGGUUGCAAGAAGUUUUGUUCAUCUUCGUUGUGGGUCUGUCCCAGCUCUUUUCCGUUGGGGGCCUCGGAAAUGCCGCGUUCUCCAUGCAACAUAUCGCCAAGGACCAGGGCGUCACCAGUAACGGCCAGAUGUCUUGGUUCUUAGCUGCCUAUUCGCUUUGUGGGGGUGUUUUUGUCUUGGUGACCGGUCGUCUGGGUGAUCACUUCGGUCACAAGUAUGUCUUCUUCUUCGGAUGGCUGUGGAUGGCUAUUUGGUCCCUGAUCAGCGGCUUCGCCCACGAUAUCAUCCUCUUCGACAUCGCCCGUGGGAUGACUGGGAUCGGUAACGGUGCUCUGGUGCCUAACUCCUUUGCUCUGUUGGCUCGUGCCUUCCCACCCAUGUCCGUGAAGAAGAACAUCGCCUUCGCCUUCCUGGGCUUCUGCGCUCCUUCGGGUUACAUUUUUGGCGGCCUCAUCGGCGCUGCUUUCGCCGAGAACGUCACCUGGCGAUGGGGCUUCUGGUUCUGGGCUAUUGGAUGUCUAAUUCUCUGUAUGGCCAGUUUCGUGGUCAUCCCCAAUCGUGUGGGCUCCCCCAUUCCCGGGCUGAGCAUCAAAAAUCUCGACUAUAUUGGCAGCAUCCUUGGUAUCUCCGCCCUUAUCCUGUUCUCCUUUUCUUGGAACCAGGCAUCUGUGGUUGGUUGGGACACUCCCUAUAUUUGCGCUCUCCUCAUCUUCAGUGUAGUCCUGCUGGUCGCUUUCAUCUACUCCCAGUCCAAGGUUGCGGCGCCUGUUCUGCCCAAUUCCCUCUGGAAGCGUCCCAGUUUUGCCCCUGUCGUCGCCGCCAUGUCUUUCGGCUGGAUGUCUUUCGGAAUCUUCCUGUAUUAUACCACCGUCUUCAUUUUGAACGUUCAUUCCAAGCUGCCUCUCACCGCUGUCGCGCAGAUGGUGCCCCUAGUCAUCGGUGGUCUGUGUGCGACUAUGUCCGUGGGUCUGUUCAUCAGCAAGGUCCGCGCCGAGUAUAUAUUCGGCGUGUCAAUGUUCUCAUUCUUUCUCGGAAAUUUGCUUAUGAGCUUCGCAAACUACUCGGAUGUCUAUUGGGCCUUCAUCUUCCCUGCCUGUCUGCUCGUCGUCGGCGGUCCCGAUCUGUCCUUCGCCUCUUCCGGUAUCCUAAUCUCCAACGCUGUGCUUCCCGAGGAGCAGGGCGUGGCCGGCUCCUUCAUCUCGACUGUUGUGCAGUACUCCAUCUCCAUCGGUCUAGGUAUCGCGGCCACUAUCGAGGGUCACGUUAAUCACGGCGGGAAGGAUACCAUUCUGGGCUAUCGCGGUGCUCUGUGGCUGGGUACCGGUCUCGCUGCUGUGGCUUUCUUCAUCGUUGUUUUCUUCGUGCGCGACACCCGCUUCGAUAAGACAAAAGAAGCCGAGGUUGAGGAGAGCUCUGGUGCUGAGGAAAUGAAGAUCGAGGUUUGA